Messenger RNA from Penicillium pulvis, 1059 nucleotides. Its product is annotated as zinc-dependent alcohol dehydrogenase family protein. The coding region runs from base 1 to 1059 and encodes 352 amino acids. The record is from RefSeq and is a predicted model, not a curated record. The transcript is spliced from 5 exons. NCBI's taxonomy places the organism in Eukaryota, Fungi, Ascomycota, Eurotiomycetes, Eurotiales, Aspergillaceae. Gene Ontology annotation, molecular function: oxidoreductase activity; zinc ion binding.
AUGAACUCAUUCGAGCUUCCUCGCUUCAUGAGGGCACUAGAAUAUUCCAAGGCACAAAAAUUCAGCAUUGUCAAAAAGACUCUGCCACAGAUACGAGACCAUGAUAUUCUGAUCAAAGUCAAGGCAUGUGGAGUAUGUGGCACCGACCUCCAUAUCCACGACGGUGAAUUCGGAGCUCAAUUCCCUCUUGUCCCCGGUCACGAAACAGUAGGCAUAGUGGCAGCAUUUGGCAACAAAGUUCAUGGUUUCAAAGUAGGAGAUCGCGUCGUAGCCGACAACUCUGAAUUAUGCGGUACAUGCCACUACUGCCGUGUCGGCAACGGCAAAGAACUUUUUUGCGAGAAUUUUGUCGCACAUGGAGUGAUGGUUGAUGGGGGUUUCGCCGAAUACGCUGUUUAUCCCGGGCAUCGCGUAUUCAAAUUCAACAAUUUGUCGGACGCCAAUGCAACGCUGAUCGAGCCCGCUGCCUGUGCUGCCCAUGGUAUCGAUAGUAUCGCUCCGCAUAUGAACUCCCGUGUUCUUCUUUUCGGUGCCGGCCCGACAGGAUUGAUGCUAGCGCAGCUUCUCCGCCAGAAUGGUGCAAAUCAUCUUGUUAUCGCUGCGCCUGGCGGGUUGAAAAUGGAGCUUGCGAAGUCGCUGAAUGCUGCUGAUGAGUAUGUGGAACUUCCUCGUGGGGACGCUGCGAAUGCGACGUUGGAAAAGCAGGAGGCCGAGAGUCCGUACGGAUAUGACAUUGUUGUCGAAGCGACGGGGAGUGCUAGGAUCCUGGAGAACGCGAUUAGAUUCGUGACGAAAGGCGGAAAGUUGGUGGUGUACGGCGUGUACAACGACGAUGCCCAUAUUUCUCUGUCGCCAAACAAAAUAUUUAAAGAAGAAAUCAAGGUGAUUGGAUCAUUUUCGCAGAUCUAUAAAUUCCCCGCCGCGAUUGAUUAUCUAGAUGGGAAGAAGAUCAACGUUCAUGGAAUCGUCAACAAGACCUACAGAUUGGAGGAAUGGGAAGACUGUCUGCAGGCAUUGAGAAACAAAUCAGUGAUCAAAGCUGCAAUUGUAUUCGAUUGA